This is a messenger RNA of Mya arenaria, 1639 nucleotides long. RefSeq names its product acireductone dioxygenase-like. The transcript is spliced from 4 exons. Lineage: Eukaryota; Metazoa; Mollusca; Bivalvia; Myida; Myidae. The record is from RefSeq and is a predicted model, not a curated record. Bases 147 to 686 code for a protein of 179 amino acids. Gene Ontology annotation, molecular function: acireductone dioxygenase [iron(II)-requiring] activity.
UGCCGACCAAUUUAAUAAUAGUCCGAAAAAGUCCCGGGUCCCGGCAAAUAUAACUGCUCCCGGUUUUCAGCAGUAGGUUAAUUCAGUAGGUUAAUCAAGGUACUGUUUUUCAAUCGAUCUCGGACUGAUACAUACAGGUGUGUAAAAUGGUGUCUGCAUGGUUCAUGAACGAAGACAAGAGUGUAGACCAGCGCGAACCACAUCAGAUGGAUCCCCCACAGCCUGUACAACUUGAAAAACUAGCUGAACUUGGCGUUUUGUACUUAAAGAUUGAAUCAGAUGAUUGGGAUAAGGAUGAAGCUCUCAGCAAGAUCCGCAAAGAACGAGGCUACACCUAUGAGGACUGUAUAACGGUUUCCCGUGAAAAACUUCCAAACUAUGAAGAAAAGCUGAAGGUGUUCUUCCAAGAGCACAUUCAUGAUGAUGAGGAGAUCCGCCUCUGUACCGAAGGCAGCGGAUACUUCGAUGUUCGUGACCGUGAUGAUCGCUGGAUUCGUAUUGAGCUCAACAAGGGCGACAUGAUCAUCCUGCCGGCAGGAAUAUACCAUCGGUUUACACUGGACACCAAGAACUACAUCCAAGCACGGAGAUACUUUGUUGGCGACCCGGUGUGGACUCCAAUUAAUAGGCCUGCUGACGAGCAUGUUGCUCGUAAACAGUAUAUCACCAACCUACAAAAAGCCUAAACUUGUGGACAGACUGAAAAACUGUUGAAUACUUCCAAAAUGUAGAAGCAAUGUAAUAAUAUCUCUGUAUCAGUGAUUUUUUUAAAAAUAUUUUCAACACCUGUUUUUACAAUUGGGAAUUUUUUUCGACUUUGAGAAAAUUAUAAAAUCAUGCUUUAAAUGGCAAAUAUAAUUGCAAAUAUACAUGUUUUUACUUUUUCAUGCAUACAUUAUGCUGUUAAAUAGCUAGUCUUAUCAAGAUUUUUAUUUUUAAUAAAUUCAUAGCCUUUUUUAUUCCUUCACAGGAUCUGUAUUCAAUAAAUUGGGAAAGUAUUAUGAACUUUUGGGUAAAAUUAACACAUUUUCGCGAGGGGAAACACCUAUUAGAUUUAGUAAGUAAAUUGUACCAAAAAAUCACUGGAAAUAAAAUGGGAAAAAAUAUGUUAGGAUCUGGCUGAGAGUGGGAUUUUUUUAAAAUAGAAAUCAAGUAAAAACCUUGGUUACACAGUUAUGUGAAACACAGUCACCAUAAUAUAAUAUUCAAACAUUGAAGUAUAUAUUAUAUAUAUGCAUAGAAUAAAUACUAUUAACCAGCUAAAUGUUUGUUAAACAGAGCUUAUGUUUUGAUGUUUUGAAAGAAUUAAGGAAUUAUAUUGUUUUUCAAAAGAAAAGAAAAAAAGUUGAAAGCUAAUUUAAAAAUUUGAAAACUGUUUGAUUUGGUAUUUUUACCGCUUGUGUGUUGGAGAUUAUUGUACCAUUUCUGUAAUAUUUAGAUAUCACUUUUCCGAUUGUAAAGUUGCUGUUGGUAUGUUUGUUGUGUUUAAAAAAAAUGUUUUUGAAAGUAAAACUAUUGAUAUAAAAUGCUCAAUAUUGAUGACAGUUUCAUUAUCAUAUCUAAUUUAGAUAUUUAGAAAAAUAUAUAAAAAUGUAUGAUAAUUUGUUUAUAGAAUUUUUAUUAAAUGUACCAUAAAUUU